GUCGCGUGGGGCUUCCACGGCCUGCGAGCGAUCAGUAACUAAGUAUAACCACUCGAUGCCGGAUCACGACAAGUACCAGCUGCGACCGCGGGCCGCGCGCUCCCGGGAGCCGCGCGCGCGCCGCACGCCACAACCCCUCAGCAAAUACAGAAGAAAAACCGCAAACGCACGCGAACGGAGUCGAAUGGGGGAGAUCAAUCGCGCUUUCGAGACGCUAAGACGAGCGGUUCCCGCUUCCGAAAUCACAGGAGCGCCUGUCCCGUGCGAAAAAUUAACGAAGAUCACAACGUUGAGGUUAGCGAUGCGAUAUAUCUCCGCGUUGUCCGCUGCCUUGAGGGACUCUAGUCCGGAACGAAGCACGACUUCUCGCCCAGAAAGGUGGUCUUCUCCAAUGUGCUCCGAUUUAUCCGAAUUCUCCACAGAACAAGAGACUACUUCGGAAUUCGCAGAGGAUUCGCUUUCGCCCUUCGAUUCCUUCUUCGCUGAAUUCGACUACGAAUAUAUUGACAGGACAUUCACGUGACAGUGCAGUGAUUUGGACUAUUUCGGUUUAAUGAAUUAUUAUUAUUACUUAAUUUAGGUAUUCCUCAAUUUCUCGUUUUGCCAUAUUAUUUAUAUUGAUUAAUUUUAUUUUUUUUAUUUAAGUCUUUCGAGUGAGGUAUUGAGAUUUUAUUUAUUUGUGUUGGUGUAUUAUAAUUAUUGCUUAAUUAAUAAAUCGUUUUUGUUAUGUUA
Molecule: messenger RNA, 732 nt
Organism: Bicyclus anynana (squinting bush brown)
Lineage: Eukaryota; Metazoa; Arthropoda; Insecta; Lepidoptera; Nymphalidae
Product: helix-loop-helix protein delilah-like
Exons: 1
Coding region: 56-523 (155 amino acids)
Molecular function (GO): protein dimerization activity
Source: RefSeq, a predicted model, not a curated record